Botrytis fragariae is the source of this 2946-nucleotide messenger RNA. RefSeq names its product putative kinesin light chain protein. The coding region runs from base 1 to 2946 and encodes 981 amino acids. Gene Ontology annotation, molecular function: protein binding; ADP binding. The record is from RefSeq and is a predicted model, not a curated record. The transcript is spliced from 3 exons. NCBI's taxonomy places the organism in Eukaryota, Fungi, Ascomycota, Leotiomycetes, Helotiales, Sclerotiniaceae.
AUGGAUCCAUUAUCUAUCUUGGGUGCCAUCGCAGCCUCCUCUCAAAUCGCCCAGCAAAGCUACGAUGCCAUUAAAUUCUUGAACGAUAUCAAAACGCAAAUGCAGAACGGUCCGAAGAAGAUCCGUGGACAAAUACAACACAUUGAGCAAUUCAUCACUCUUCUAGCAUUAGUUAUUAAGAAUACCUCUUUACAAACCUCCGAAGUGUCUUCGGUUGUGAAAACUUGUUCUAAUUCUGCAAAAGAUAUUAAGGAUAGCCUCGAAAGUUAUCUUGCUACUCCGGAUGAAGGAAAAAGAGUAAAAUGGCGAAAAGCAUUUACAGCAGUGAGAUCAGAAAAAAAGAUAUCCUCUAUGAUUGCGGAUCUCGAAGGAGAGAAGUCCUUGUUGAGUCUCCAUAUCCAAAGGAUUGAUUUAUCUCUACUGCAAACAGUUGAUCUCAAUGCAAACGAAAUUAAAUUGACAGUUGGCGCGGUUGCAAAUAAUGUUACGGAAGUCAAAUCUAUACUUAUAUCGAUGAAUUCUCGAUCAGAUAUUGUCGCUCCUACAGAGAAUAUUAACAAGAGUCACUUCAUUGUGCCAAAUCGCCGUGUUAGCGGCUUUAUUGGCCGUGAAGAUAUCCUAAACAAGAUCGAAGAGGGAUUGUCCUCUGAAUCUGAGUCUCGUAUUGUCGUUCUUCGAGGAUUAGGAGGCCAAGGUAAAACUCAAAUUGCACUUGAGUACUGCCAUCGUGCAAGAAAGAACCAUAUUCGAGCCAUAUUCUGGAUUGAUGCAACAUCCGAGAGCACUGUCAAGAAAGAUUACAAGUCAGUACUGGAGCAUAUCGAACGCCCAGCUGAUUCAACGCAAGAUGACCAAGUAGUUACCUCCGUGUUGAACAUACUUCGAGAAUGGGAUGAGCCAUGGCUAAUCAUCUUCGAUAACCAUGACGACCCAUCAAGUUUUCAUCUCCCCGAUUUCAUGCCAUCAGGGCAACAUGGACGAAUUUUGAUCACGAGUAGACACGCAGAUACUGCCUUACUAGCUGAAAGAGACCAUGAUAUUGAGCUACAUGGGCUCCGGAAAGAUGAUGCUUGUGAUCUUCUCAUUAAACAAAGCCGGGUAAGCAAUACCGCAUCGCGCGACGACGCAUACGCUAUCGUUGAUCGCUUGGGGUACCAUGCACUAGCUAUUACACAGGCAGGAUCAUAUAUCCAAACUCAAAAGAUCCAAUUGUCACAAUUUAUGGACAACUAUAAUCGGCAACGAGAAGCAAUUCUACGAGAGACGCCGCGAAUGUCACAGUAUCGACGUAAAAUUGGAGAGGCUGCGGACGAAACUGCAUUGAAUGUCUUUACAACCUGGGAACUUUCCUACCAACAAUUAGAGACGCUUGAUGAUGAGAAGAAGUACAAGUCAAGGAUUCUAACCUUGUUUGCUUUCUUCGACUGUCAAAAUAUAUCCCAACAAUUAUUUGAGACUUAUUGCACAGUGGAACUCUUCUCAAACACCGAAGUGAUGGAGAUCGAUGAGCCUUUACUCUUGUUUGUUGGUGAAGACAAGAACUGGGAUGAACAAAAAUUCGUGGAUAUUUUGAAUGGUCUCUCUCGACUGUCCCUGAUCCAAAGCUGGUAUAGAGACGAGAAUGAUCAUUGUCAUCUGUCUCUACACCCUUUGGUUCAGGACUGGAUUCGCGUGCGCGCUUCUUCAGAACUAUGCUACGACUCCGCGGUUCUCAGCGCUAAUGUCGUGGCAACAGUUCUCCAACAAUGUUACUCUCAUAAAACGUACACGAUGCCCUUAUCUCUGCGGCAGGAACUACUGUCCCAUCUUAGUUUGCACGAAGAAAUUCAAGAGCUGAUGGUUACGCUCAAGAAAGAUAAAGCGCUCAGUAGAGAUAUGUUGUAUCUAUAUUACCCAGAGCUCACGCGAUUUUACUUUAAGAGCGGUUUAUAUAGAGAAUCUGAGAAGAUUGCUCGUCAAUGGGUGGUGGCGAGUUUACGGGAAUAUGGACCGGAGGACGUUGGAACUUUACAUGCUCAUGCUUCGUUGGCAAAUGCGUUAUCUAAGCUAAAUAAUUUCGAAGAAUCGUUUCAUAUAGACCAAAAGGUGCUAAAAAUUCGUAGAAAAAAAUAUGGUUCUGAAAACCCUGAUGUAUUGAGAGAUACACACAACAUUGCAUGGAGUCUAAUGGAAAGAGGACAUCUUGUCAGAGCCGAGAAGAUUUUCAGAAGACUCCUCGAGGUAACGGAAAGGAUUUUAGGACAUGAUGACACAGAGACAUUGUCAAGUAUCUUCGCCCUUGCUCGUGUUCUCCAGAAUGCAGGGGAAUUUGCUGAAGCUGAAGUCCUUUGCCGGAACCUAGUCCACGACAGCCAGAGAAUACUUGGACCAAAUCAUAGUAUCACAAAUAACCAUCUAAAAGAAUUAGCUUUCAUUCUCGAGGAUCAAGGAAAACUUUCCGAAUCCUUGACCUGUUUUGAAAGUGUUUAUGCACACAGACUAGCAACAUUGGGUCCUGGCAAUCCCAAAACACUACGUUCGGAGCGUGAUUGCGCCGUUGUACGCGAGAAUCUCGAGCUACAAUUACAGAACGAACAAAGAAAAGUCAGAAGAGGAUCACCCGCAAGCCAAACCUCCGAUUCUGAAAGCGAUACGGAAUCCGAAGUCUCCGAGCUCGGCGAUGACACCAUUUUCUCGACGUACGAGCGAAAUCUACUCUGGUCAUCUGAUUCGGAUAUAGAGCAAUCUCUAUACUCGACUUCCGAAGGAGAGGAAGGAGAGGGGGAGGAGGAGGAGGAAGACGAGGAUGAAGACGCAGAUUCAAUCCUUGAAACAAAAAGCAAAGCCAUUGAUAACCAAAUACCAGAGGCUCUAAAAGAUGGACAAGAAGCAAACGAGGAGUCAAUGCCAGAGAAGCAGGAGGAGGAGGGGGAGAAACUCAAGGAAGAUGAACAUUUGGAAGAUUGA